CAUGGCGGCGCCUAACCAAAUAAAUUAAGAUUUUGAAUCUCAAAACCAUCUGUCUCGUUCACUCUCUCCUAAAUUGAUACAGCGCAACAUUGUUUCUCUCUCCAAGGGAAUUUGGAGUGCGGGCGUUUACACAAUCGACAGAUUGCGAGCGGUUCUUUGUUUGCAGAUCGAUUAUUUUGUUUUAAUUCUUCGAUCGGAGUUGGUUGGAUCAAUCCGUCAGUAUACAGCUGCGAACUCACCUGUUCUAAAAAGAUCCGAAGAUGUUCUUGUUCGAUUGGUUUUAUGGAGUGCUCGCAUCGCUCGGUUUGUGGCAGAAAGAGGGGAAGAUUCUCUUUUUAGGGCUUGAUAAUGCGGGCAAAACCACUCUCCUGCAUAUGCUGAAAGACGAGAGAUUGGUACAGCAUCAGCCAACUCAGCAUCCAACAUCAGAGGAGCUGAGUAUUGGGAAUAUCAAGUUUAAGGCCUUUGAUUUGGGCGGUCAUCAAAUUGCACGCAGAGUGUGGAAAGAUUAUUAUGCCAAGGUGGAUGCUGUUGUUUACUUGGUGGAUGCUUAUGACAAGGAGAGGUUUGCAGAGUCGAAGAAAGAGCUGGAUGCUCUUCUUUCUGACGAUGCUUUGGCAAAUGUUCCAUUCUUGAUAUUGGGCAACAAGAUUGAUAUUCCUUAUGCUGCAUCUGAGGAUGAGUUGAGCUACUGCUUGGGUUUGAACGGCAUCACUACUGGCAAAGGCAAGGUAAACCUUACUGAUUCAAACGUUCGUCCGAUCGAGGUGUUCAUGUGCAGCAUUGUGCGCAAGAUGGGCUACGGAGAUGGCUUCAAAUGGGUCUCUCAGUAUAUCAAGUAGAGGGCUGACAAUACAUUAUUAGACUUUAUUCGGUGCAGUUGCCUUUUGCUGCUGCUCUUGUCUGCUUCAAAAGGAUUGUUAGAUAAAUUUGCCCCAUCGGUAAAUUGGUUGAAUUUUUGGAUUUAUUUCUUGUUCAAUGUCAGCAUAUGAUUACGCAUUUAUAGCUGACGGAAGGAUUAAAUUGAUAAAGAUUUUGGAACUUUAUGUUGA
Salvia hispanica is the source of this 1052-nucleotide messenger RNA. RefSeq names its product small COPII coat GTPase SAR1A-like. The record is from RefSeq and is a predicted model, not a curated record. NCBI's taxonomy places the organism in Eukaryota, Viridiplantae, Streptophyta, Magnoliopsida, Lamiales, Lamiaceae. Gene Ontology annotation, molecular function: GTP binding; GTPase activity. Gene Ontology annotation, biological process: intracellular protein transport.